AUAUAAAGGUAUGAAGCGCCUAACGCACGCCAGUUCAUUACAGCUGUUGCUAGCAAUCGGGGUUGGUGCAUUUCUCGGAGUUAUUCUCUCUCUCUCUCUCUAUAUAUCUCUAUUUAUAUACAUAAGCAACAAACAGUUCUAUUAAAAUGGCAAUGACAAUCCCAAUGUUGAACGUUAACUUGAACAACCUCCGCCCGUUCGACGGCGAGAACAACAGUAACAACAACAACAACAAUAAUCCAACUACGAUGAUUACGAGGAGAUCGUCGAAGCGAUGCCUAUUUGGGUCACCGGAUCCGCAAGAAACGUAUGCCCUCCUCGAGAAGCAACUGAGCGACGAACGUGAACGUUUCUACUUGAAGUUCGGCAUAUACAUGGAGCAAUUGGAGAGCGUGGCCGUGGAGCAAGAAGAGGUGGUGCCGUCGUCGUCCACGAAGAGGUCAAAGGAUAAGCUGAAGUGCAGCGCGGAGAAAAAAGCGAGGCAGUUCAGAAUACUGAAACCUUACAACGUUCAAACGAAAAUUACUGAUUUUUGCCAAAUAAAGAAAACGUCGAGUCUUCCAAAGAAGUGCUGAAAGGGGAGACGACUGUUCACGAACGGCUGUGCUUCCAAUAUAUAUUAUUAUUAAUAUUAUUCUACUAUUAUCGAAUUGUUACUAUAUUUAUAAUUAAUUUAUUACUAGUUACUAGUAAAUCUAGUCCGAACUGUGUAUAUUUUAUUUUAUUUUAUUUUUUUGUAAUAUAAGAAUAAAAUGAUCAAAGAAUACGUAAGAUAACAGACAAAAAAAAAA
Messenger RNA from Nicrophorus vespilloides, 791 nucleotides. RefSeq lists its product as uncharacterized. NCBI's taxonomy places the organism in Eukaryota, Metazoa, Arthropoda, Insecta, Coleoptera, Silphidae. The record is from RefSeq and is a predicted model, not a curated record. Bases 147 to 575 code for a protein of 142 amino acids. The transcript is spliced from 2 exons.